This is a messenger RNA of Suillus clintonianus, 1548 nucleotides long. RefSeq lists its product as uncharacterized. The record is from RefSeq and is a predicted model, not a curated record. The coding region runs from base 305 to 1447 and encodes 380 amino acids. Lineage: Eukaryota; Fungi; Basidiomycota; Agaricomycetes; Boletales; Suillaceae. The transcript is spliced from 15 exons.
UGAACAAGGUACAUUCUGGACGACCCUCACCAAUUUGUGCAUUCCUGGCAAUACUGCGGUGCGCCAGCUGGUCUCAGGAUCUGUUCCCGCUAAUAUGUGCAUUCCUGGCGAUAACUAAUGUAAUUGCUCUCAGUGGUCUCCUGUCGGAUCCAGCUCGACAUAAAUAUUACGUCGUUGCCAUUGUUGAUGAAGCUAGAAUGCUUGUGCGCUUGUGUACCCCAUUAAAGGAUGCCAGCUCAGGUUUUAGCACUGGGUCUGUGUUCGCCCGUGACCAGUCUGUGCUGCCGCUAUACUGCAUUCACCUAUGUCUCCGAGUCUAUCCCCUCAGUUCGUGGAAGCCCUCUGGGUGCGGAAAUCAUUCUCCGCAGCUGGCCACACCUUGCUGGUCUACGACUAUUUCCUGACUCUUCAAGAUGAAAUCCUCUACAUCUGGCACGCCCCCUGGACGGUCGUUAAAGUCUUGUUUCUUCUCAACCGAUAUGGAAACCUUAUUGGGCAGACUUACAUUCGGCUGGAAGAGGCCGGUCUCCUCGCACAUAGUUCUAUGGCGUUCUGCCAAAGCUUCACAUAUUUCACCACUUGCUUUGUGUUUCUAUCCACAGAAUCGAUUCAUAUCCUUGUGCUCAUGCGAGCGUGGGCCAUCUGGGGAACCCCCAAGCGCGUGUCAACGAUCCUCAUUUGGAGUUAUGUGUCAUAUGUUCUCAUCUUGAUAGCCACAUCACUACACAGGAUAAACACUAUUCAUCUUUCGUUUCCACAUCUCAACGUGACCCAGAUUUGUGUGGGGUCGUUCCCAAAAUAUGUGUGGUUGAUGUAUUUCGGAAGCCUUAUUCUCGAUACAGUGCUCUUCGUCUUGACAAUGAGAAGUCUCCGGAGAUACUCAAGGGAAUUUCAGCAACUCUACCCCUCCAAUCUCCUCCAUAUGCUCUUUCGAGACGCAAUCAUGCUUUUUCUUACUAGUGUGUUCAACAAUGCAUUGAUUAUUGCCUCCUUGACUGCAUACCCACACAAUCCAAAACAUUUUCUUGGUAAAGGGUUCUCGACACCAUUGCUUUCAGUAGCUGGUCAGCGCCUGGUCCUGAACCUGAGAGGUCUCAAAACACGUACCUACACGACCUUCGAUCUCGGCCGCGAAGUGGAUCGGCAACUCGAAGCAUUCGCUGAUACGAACUCCUUGUCACCUCCAGGCCGAGACGCCCUUGGUGACCCAGAAGGAUGUUGUUCUACAUCAAAAUACCUGAAAAGGCGAUUGAAUGUUGUCCAUCUUCUGGCUCACUUCUGGCUCUCGCGUUUCCUUUGCAUUCCGUUUCUUCACACCUGGGCAUCAAGGGUAUUUAUACAUAGGAUGAUAGUCAGAAACGAUGCUUGCAUUUUCCCUUCGUGGUUCACUAUUCGGAUCUCGUUUUCAAUGGUCUCCCUGAAUCACAGUGAGCGUCUCAUGUACUAAUACUAAUAUAUAUUCUAUUUUAUCGCUAGUGGCGUGCCCUAAAAAACGGGUUACGGUCCCUAGUACGUUGGCAUCUGAUUGGGCUCCGAGUUCGAGGUUAU